UGUGAUCGUACAACAAGGGGAGUGCCAACAGUGUAGGUUGAAGGUGCAUUUCAGUUACUGGUUAAAUACGAUAAAGCACAUGUAAAACAGCAGAGAAUACCUAUUUACACAUUAGAUGCACGGCUGCUAAACUAUAUGGAACAGGGCAAAAGCUAGCAUUGCACUUUCUGGGGCCCAAGAUCAGGAAACAGAAACACCUGGAAGUAAAAUGUCACUAAAUGGGAGAAAUUGGAGGGCUCUCUCCAGUCUGGCCCGUCAGAGAUCGAUGGAGGAUGAUGAGGAGUUUGAGAAAGCUCGCCGUCGCCGCGACAGAAUGAGCAGCUCAGUCACACACUGUGACAGUAUUUCUGAGGAGAACGAAAAUACAUCUGUGAUAAGAACCGAGGCUGACGAGCAAGACAAAUCUUCAGUGUUUGCACAUUCGGAAGGUGAUACCAUUGAGUUUACUGAAAUGCUGAGGAAGAGACAAGAGGACAAGAGGAGGUACCAGCAGGAGACUUUGGAGAGCUUGAAAAGUGCAAAGUCCCCUGUGGAAAUGUGUGAGGAGGACAGGACAGGGAAGAAGGAGUGCACAGAGGAGAGCAGGGAGCCCGAGAGGAAAGAAGUUCUCCCUGAAACACGCAGGACAAGUUCAGAAGACAGCGAGGAAACCGAUAGGAGAACAUUGAAGCAGGGCAGAGAGAUCAGCGGCAACAUAGACAGAGAGAUCAUCAGCGGCAACACAGACAGAGAGAUCAGCAGCAACGCAGCUAGAGAGACCAGCAGCAAUGCAGACAGAAAGACCAGCAGCAACGCAGCAAGAGAGACCAGCAGCAACGCAGCAAGAGAGACCAGCAGCAACGCAGCUGGAGAGACCAGCAGCAAUGCAGAUGGAAAGACCAGCAGCAAUGCAGCAAGAGAGACCAGCAGCAACGCAGCUAGAGAGACCAGCAGCAACACAGCUGGAGAGACCAGCAGCAUUGCAGAUGGAAAGACCAGCAGCAAAGCAGCUAGAGAGACCAGCAGCAAUGCAGACAGAAAGACCAGCAGCAACUCAGACAGAAAGACCAGCAGCAAUGCAGAUGGCAGACGAAACGAUUCCACUUCUGAAAGCUCCUCCCCUCUCAGCCCCUCUCACACCACACGGGUCUUUAUAAGUUUAGGAAAACCCAAGGAGCCAAUGAGCCCCAAAGUGACCAGCCCAGUGGAGAAGGAGCGAAAAUUCACCAAACAGCCUUCUGUCGAACCUUUCAAUUGUCAGGCAGGAGGGGCAGAGAUGAGCAAAAGUCAGAGCGAAGAGCAUCCGAAAGAGGGUGAGGAGACGAGACAAGGGCACGUUAAGAGAACAAGAAUCAACAGAGUAAGAACACAGGAUGAAAAACAAGUUUCAAGUACAGUCACACACGUGCAGUUUCUGCAGAAAGAAUCAGAAGACGUUGAUGGCUGUUCAAACAAUGUCCCCUUCCUACGUGGAUCUUCAAGGGCUAUAUCUUUCAGAAUGGUGAAACCAGAACCACCAAACCAGUCACUCCAGAGAAGUGCGAGUAUGAGGAUUUCAUCCAAGGGAGUUUCAACAAACAAAGACAGAGUUGACCAGUACGUCAAGGCAAUCCAGAAGAGUGGCAGCCUUAAAUCCAAGACUGAAUCUGCUAAAUAUUUGCCUUGUCCAUUAGAGGGCAUUGCAAGCAAGCGAAAUAUGUUUGAGAAGGAGAAUAGCCAAGACAGAGGCAAUUGGAGCCCAUCAAUGAAGAAGGAUAUCAGACCAGGAGACGUAGCUAGCAAACGUAAUCUAUGGGAGAACAGAGCUGAUUCUGUCGAUAAGAACUAGUGGACGGAAAUGAAAAGGAUCUCACAGAUCAUGAUUCGAGCUGAUUUCAGAUGAUAUGAUUAUUUUAUACGUAAAUGACGUUCCACAAGUGCGAUCAGGCUACACUGUUCAGCAAGAGAACAGUUGCAGGAACAGAAUGUAGUUUGCUACUAAAAUUCAAGUGCUUUCUUGACUGUAGUUUAAGAUAUAAAUCAAAGGUUUUAUGCUGAUUCAAAUCGAAUUUCAAUUUCAGCCAGAAAUAAAAGCCAAAAAAAGGGCAAAUAAACAAUGGGGUCUGAACCUGUAAUAUACGUAACUAAAAUUUUACACUUUUGUAUGUUGAAGAACUUAAUCUCAUUUCACUUCUUGGCAAAUAGCUUCUGAUAAAUAAACUAAAUGAAUAAAUGCCGUCUUGUCCUCCAAUGUCUGAGUGUUAAACUGUGAUUUCUUUCGAUUGUAUUGCAGCUUGUAAGGAAAGCAUUUUGUCAAUCAAAAUAUUUUAUAUGGUUGUAUUGCUCAAUACAAAUUUAUCAACACGAAACCGCUUAAAGGCUGACCGCAAUAAUAAUAUCCUGCAUUUGGUUUGGUGCCUUUCAUACCAGGAGGACAUCUCAAAGUGCUUCACGGGAUGUACUGUAAAGUGUAGUGACUGUGCACUUUGUAAAUGAAAAUAAACUAGCCUUCUUGUUCUGUU
Molecule: messenger RNA, 2480 nt
Organism: Callorhinchus milii (elephant shark)
Lineage: Eukaryota; Metazoa; Chordata; Chondrichthyes; Chimaeriformes; Callorhinchidae
Product: ladinin-1
Exons: 11
Coding region: 209-1807 (532 amino acids)
Source: RefSeq, a predicted model, not a curated record